CACCAUGUCUGAGAGCAGCAAGAGCAGCUCCUUGGCCUUUGGCCAGGUGGUCAUUGGGCCACCAGGCUCUGGGAAGACAACCUACUGCCAUGCCAUGCGGGAAUUCCUGGGCCACCUGGGCCGUCGGGUGUCUGUGGUGAACCUGGACCCUGCCAACGAGGCCCUGCCCUGCCCCUGUGCCCUGGACAUCGCUGAGCUCAUCACCCUGCCUGAUGUCAUGGACAGCCUGGGCCUGGGCCCCAACGGGGGCUUGAUCUACUGCAUGGAGUACCUGGAGGCCAAUUCCGACUGGCUGCAGGAGAAGCUGGAAGGACUCAAGGGACACUACAUCCUCUUUGACUGCCCAGGGCAGGUGGAGCUCUACACACACCAUGAUGCACUGAAGAAUGUCUUUGCACAGUUGGCCAAGUGGAAUUUCAGGCUGGCUGCAGUGCACUUGGUGGAUUCUCACUACUGCACAGAUCCUGGGAAGUUCAUCUCUGUGCUCUGCACCUCUCUCUCCACCAUGCUGCACGUGGAGCUGCCCCACGUCAACAUCCUCUCCAAGAUGGACCUGAUCGAGCAGUAUGGAAAGUUGGCUUUCAACCUGGAUUAUUACACCGAGGUCCUGGACCUCUCUUACUUGGUUGACCAUUUGGCAUCCGAUCCCUUCUUCAGGAAUUACCGACGCCUCAACGAGAAGCUGGUGGAGGUGAUUGAGGACUACAGCCUGGUGUCCUUCGUCCCACUCAACGUCCAGGACAAGGAGAGCAUGCGGCAGGUGAUGCAGGCAGUGGACAAAGCCAACGGCUAUUCCUUUGGAGACCAGGAGCACAGGAGCCUGGAAGCUCUGAUGUCAGCAGCAGUGGGAGCUGAUUUCCACUUUUCUUCCACACUUGCAGUGCAGGAGAAGUAUGUGCAAUCUCAGGACAAAGCCGUGGAAGAAGAGGUGAUGGAUCUGUGACACACCCUGCCACGGCUCCUCUCUGUUUUGACACCUCUCCUUUUCCUACCAGAAGCUUAAGCUGUGACUCAGAGCAGGUGAAAGCCUUUCAAGGCAGAGUCUGGCUGCUGGACAUCCCUCUCUGGGUGGGUUUGACCUC
Molecule: messenger RNA, 1082 nt
Organism: Acanthisitta chloris (rifleman)
Lineage: Eukaryota; Metazoa; Chordata; Aves; Passeriformes; Acanthisittidae
Gene: GPN2
Product: GPN-loop GTPase 2
Exons: 5
Coding region: 5-943 (312 amino acids)
Cellular component (GO): cytoplasm
Molecular function (GO): GTPase activity
Source: RefSeq, a predicted model, not a curated record